GGUGGUGUCUCCACAAACUCCCAAAUCCUGGGAUUUUAUGGCCUUGAGUCUUGAUGGUUAAAGUGCUGUGGAACUGCCUUCAUCUACAGCAGUGGUUCCCAACCUAUUCUUGAUCAGGGCCCACUUUGACCAGGGAGCACUCUCCAACAUUAAGUCCCCCUGGGGGAGAAGAGUGGUAUAUUAAUUAAAUAAUUAAUUAAAUAACAUUAAUAUCGAAAGGGUUACAUACCACUUUUUGGUCAACUUUAGAUUAGGUUUGGUUAAUUGGGGUGCUGAUUCAGAAAAUUGCAUUGGAUAGACCACAGCAGCUCUAGUUUCUGAUACAGAACAUAUGCCAUCCAGUAGUCACCAUCUGCUUGCCCACAUUUAAUAAUCUAGAGCUGAUGUGGUCUACACAAUGCAAUUUUCUGAAUUGGUACCCCAAAUAAUCCCAGGAACAGGCCUAAAAACAACACCAAGGUGCCCUGCUUCCAGGUGCCACAUAGAACGGCUCCACUCUGGGGGAGGAAGGAGGAGGAGAAGCAGCAGUCAGGAGGCUUGUUGUCGCACCUUAGUUGGUAGUCAGACUCUCCCCUCACAACAUCCCCAUUGCCUCGGCACUAUAAGAUGGUUUUACAAGACCAGUUGCUCUCGUUGCAACAGUGUAACAGUGAGGCCGCGAACCAUAUUUUAGUUCUUGGGGACCACUGGUGGUCCACAGACCACAGGUUGGGAACCACUUGUGUAGAGGGACCUUUGAGGGUGGGUCUCUCUGCCUCCUUCCCUUGUGCCCCCUACCCUUCCCUGUGUCUACCCCCAAAGGCUCCUGGCUUGCUUUGCUCCAUGUUAGAGCACACAGCAAUUUGGAGAUGGCUGUCCCUGAGUGUCUUGGUGAAGAUGGAGGGAGAGGCUCUCAAAAUGGGAAGUUGGCCAUAAUGAGUGAAAUGGAAAGCGAACGAAUAAAGAUAAAAUGGAAAAAGAAGAUUACUAAUUAAGCCAUUUGUUGUGCAUUUGUCCCUUUCGUCUCAUUCUUCUGGAUCUGUAUUGUAGCGUAGCCCCAGAGAAGGAAUAAGGGGGAAAGAGAGCCGGUGUGCAGCAGUGAUUUUAGCCUUGGGUGAAGACUUGGAGUCCAGGGUUCGAAUAUCUGCUUGGCUUUGAAAACCCACUGAGUGACCUGGAGUAAUUCACACUCUCUCAGAAGAAGGCAAAGGCGCCCCCCUCCUAUGAACAAGUCAUGUCCCCAAAGUCUGUGAUAGGUUCACUUUAGGGUUGGUAUACUUCAGAAAUGACUAAAGACACAAAGCAGAGGCACAAUGAUCAAAUUGAGGGAUACAAGAGUGUGGGCAUGAGGAGUUGAAGGGAUGGGAGAGAGAAACAUUGUCUGGAGAACAAAAUAAAUUCAAAAAUUCAAAAUUCAGUUUUAAAGGUUUCUUUGAGAUUUGAAAGUAAGAAGGAGAGAGGGUUUUUUUUCACCUAAUAAAAAUGAUCAGGGUAUAAUACUGUUGUGAUGUUGAAAACCCUUAGAGUCUGGUACAGGAAUAAUUUGAGUGUGCUACUCGCAAUUAAUUCCUUGGACAUCCAUCACUGCUAGCUUAGAUGGAAAGCAAAUUGAGGGAGUCCAAUUGUGACAUGGAAGUUCAGAAGCUGGGCGGGCAACAGGGGAAUUUUUGGAGCUAAUGUCUCAUCCUCACAAGAGCCUAACACUCAUUUUAGUCUAGUGCAAGGAUUAGGUUGGGGUGAAGCACGUAGAAGUUGUGAGGAGUGAAGCUUUGUUUCUGUAUAGAGAAAAAAAUGAGAUAGUACUAGUGUUAUAAAAUGUAGGGGCAGUAUAGUUAUUCUUUUGAGAGUUUAGCAUUAAUUUCUUAGUUGUACAAAAAUACUCACCCCAGUUCUUACUUGUUAUCUUCAAUGUGUUUAGCAAUCAAGGUUGGCAGUAUAAUUUUGUACAAUAUAUUGUACAAAUAUUUUAACAUAAUAAUUUUGACAUGAGGCUUUAACAGCCAUUCUUAAGGUUUAUUCCCAAUACAAUUGUUGCAUCCUCUCAUGAACAUGAAUAUAGUAUAAAUGGAUAGCUGCAACUUAAGGAGGCAUAAAAAGAAUUUCUUAAGAUCUGAUUAAUCUUAGAGUUAUAAAAGAAUAUCCACAUGCCCUACAUUGAAACCCCUAUGUUGUUUCUAGGGAGGUUCAUAUUACUAAGGUGCACAAAGCUCAGGAAGUUUCUACAUUUAAAACUUGUCUCUAACAACCAUGCCCUUCAAAGCAAAAGAGAUAUAGUGUCCCAUCAUGUUAAUGAUGUUUUGAUGUGUAUAUGUGAAAGUUAAGUGCCCAGGGCAGAAUGAAACUACUUGAGUUCUCUGUGCAGUAUCAUAUUUUGCCCUUACAUUUCUAAUCCAUUAUGUAUGGGUUCUUUUUUUUUUUAAGAACAGUAAUGCAAAGCAUUAAACUGAGUGAGCAAUGUUUAGUCCACCAGAUGAUAAACUGCAGUUCCCAUCAGCCCUAUAGUAUAGCAUAAUAGAAGUUGCAGCCCAUCAAUUGGAGACCAUAUUCUUCCCAUCCCAAUUUACCCCCAAUGUGAUGUAUGUGUGUACAUGACAUUUUGAACUCCUGUUUCUCCAUCUCCUUUAGUGUGUACCUUUUUCUCCAAAUAUUCUAAGUUUUAAAAAUAUUUUUCUUUUGCUUGAACCAUAGUCAGAUUACUGGGUUUUCCUUUCAACUAUCAAUAUAAAUAGCAAGAAAUACCCUGUGGCCAAGGUGUAAUUCAGCUUCUGGAUACAAUUCUAUCUUUUAUUCUUGCUUCUCCCUCCCUCCCUCUCUCUGUGGAAACUCUGGCUCCAUCUUGUGGAUGUUUUGUUUUCCAACUGGAAUCACAGUAAUAGAGAUCUCUCUUACCCCCAUAGGUUCCUGUGAAGUAAAAGUGUGAUAUACUGAGUUGCCUAUGUACUGGAGAUUUCUAAGGAGUAGUGUUUUCAUGUAGUCAGAAUUAAUGAGUGGUUAAGUUGCCUGAUACGUCUUGUAUAAUGCUGUGUGCUAUUCAGACUGUAGAGUCAAAACCCCAUGGCCCUGGAGUUAGCUUUCUAAAGCUUAAUGAAAACUACAUGUUGACAAACAGUAAAGGCAAUAAACCAAUCCUACAUGGGGGUGCUGAGGAUAUUCUACCAUACCUGGGCAAUGAUCUCUACCUGCUGAUGGCAGGGAAGCAACAUGGUAUUCCUCUUCUUUUUACAGAACAUGCCAAAUCACAUAAGUUGGAGAGACAGAAUGGGAGGCCUAUUUGAUGGUGUUGGACUGCCCUCCCAUCUAUCCUCAACAUUGCCUCUACUGUGACUCUACAAAGUCUACAGAUUGCUAUCUUUGGAGAUAAUCAGUUGGGAUCCUUACAAAUAAUUAGUGCACAGGUAUUUUCAUCUGUUGGCCAAGCGUGCUUGAAGCAGUUGGCUGAAAUCAAGAUAUCCUGACUCCAAAAGGAAGAGAAGCAUCUGCCAAAGAUACAGAACUAAACAGAGGAGAUGUCCGCGAUCAGCGCUUUACCAUUUCUGAAGCCCCUCCACUUCAGACCUCCACGGAGCUCUCCUGGGCGCCAGCGCCGGCACACCCUUCCUGCGAGCGAGUUCCGGUGCCUCACUCCUGAGGAUGCCAUCAGUGUCUUCGAAAUUGAGAGAGAAGCAUUUAUUUCAGUGUCUGGAGACUGUCCUCUCCAUUUGGAUGAGAUCCGACACUUUCUGAACCUGUGUCCUGAAUUGUCGCUUGGCUGGUUUGAAGAAGGCCGACUAGUUGCCUUCAUUAUAGGCUCCCUCUGGGACCAGGAGAGAUUGAGCCAGGAUGCUCUGACUCUGCACAAACCCCAUGGUACCAAAGUCCAUAUCCACGUCCUGGCAGUACAUCGCACCUUCCGCCAGCAAGGCAAAGGCUUUAUUCUGAUGUGGCGCUACUUACAGUAUUUGUGCUGCCUACCUUAUGUGCGCCAUGCUACGCUAAUGUGUGAAGAUUUCCUUGUUCCUUUUUACUCCAAGUGUGGCUUCAAAGCAUUAGGCCCCUGCGAGGUCACCGUGGGAUCACUGAAUUUCAUUGAAAUGAACUAUGCUGUUCGUGGUCAUGCCUUCAUGCGCAGGAACAGUGGUUGCUGAGGUUAUGCCUCCCCUUCACAUUCGUUUCCAGCUGCUCAUCAUGUUUGCUGGCAAGACCUGCUCUCAGUGAUUCCCAACCUUUCUGAUGGGACCUAGAAAUGGAUCAGAGGCUUGUGGGUAGGAUGCCAAGUUGUUUGUGUGGUGGCGAUAGGGGCUAUCUGCGGUGAAGUGCGUGUGCACAAAGACAAAAGAGGUGGAAUGGAUGGGUCUGCUUUUAAGAAGUUUGGGAACCACUUGUGUUGUAGAUCCACAACUUGAUUUAAUUUCAUCAUGCUAAGACAAAACUCCCAAGAGCCAACAGUUCCUUUAAAAAGAAACCAUACAGCUGCCUUUAAAAGCAGAAGCUAAACUUUGGCCUAUUUUUCCUCACUUCCUUUGUCCCCACCCUAUAUAUAUGGAUGGGGAAAUGAAAAGUCCCCAGUCAGCCUCCCGGUUUCUCAUUUUCAUUUGUAAGGACUGUAAGAAUAUGGCAGGCUGGCAAAGAUAAAUCCACCAAAUUUACCUUCCAUAAAUGAGUAACAUUUAAAGUGAUCUACUCCAGAUAGUACAAGUUGGAUUUUUCUGGCCAGAACUAUCAAAGUUAUGAUACAUAUUAGUAACUGUUGCUUGCAAUGGAACUCUGUUGGAAAACAGACACUGCUGCUAUCAAACUAAUAUAGUUGUAUAAAUAUGGGAUUAAUUUCAGAAAUCAAGCUUUUUAUUCUUCAGGUUUGGCUGAAUGCUUACCUUCUUGCCCCUAGACCUCUUGGGAUUAAUAGAGAAAUAAGGAAAAUAUUGCCUGAAAAAUAGAAUGUAAUUAUUUCAGGGUAUUGAUACUUGUCUUGGGAAAGAACUAUGUUCUGAUUAAAUUACUCUGCAGAGAAAUAUUCUCCAUGCUUUUUCAUACUUGUGACUUUCUUGUUCUGAAAUGCAUGGAAUCUGUGUUUGAAUUUCCUGUACAGUGUAAUGUGGUACUCUGUAAAUAUAUGUUGCUCAAGACACAAGUAGCUUUUUUCCUCAGGCAAUGUCUAUGCUAGAGAGGUGAAGGUCAAGUUCCUGCUUACAAGAGUGUGCUUCAUUUCCAGAUUUCCCCACUAAACAAGAGAAACCACAGAAUUUUACAGGCCUCUUUCUGCUGCCUGCAUGCAGCAGGUAACACUAGUAUUCUGGAGAGUUGCAUCUUCUCUAUUCAUGACCUAGACUAAUGGGCCUUACUACUCAAGAGUGGCCUGGCUGAUAGCCUGAUCUGCUUCUUGUCCACCUCAUCCUUUUGAUGAUGGGAAGCCAGUAGGGAUUUCACCGAUUUUCCUGUUCUUUAAAAGUGAGAUCCAACCUACUCAGAUAUGAAUUUGAAGGACAGGGCGCUUCACUUUAUGCAGUGGGCUCCGCAGCAAAGCCUCUCUCAUCUGCUGCAACCACAGUGAAACAAACUUCUUAAACAUCAUAAACUCAUAUAGAAUCAGCAGCUGUGUUUGUUGUAAUCUGUAGUUAAAACAACACUGCAUAUUUUAAAAGAUUAUUUCUACUCUAGCUAUGACCUGAUGGGGGCAUGGACAUUCUCUAUUUGAUUUACUUGCUACAGCCCAAUGAGUUCUGAGGAAGAAGACAUGCAUGAUAGUUGGCUGAUAAAUGUCUCCUUUAUGCUCAGAGCAAGUGCCUCUUUCUUUUAAUUACUCUGGGCUUGGGAAAGGUUCUUACUCACCAGAAGGAUUACUAAUAAAAUAAGUGCACUCAUAUUCCCAAGGUUUACCUAAUGGGUUAAACAAAUGAAUUCAUGUUGGCUUGAUGUUGCAGGUCAUCUGAACCUCUUCUAUAGAGUAAAAUACUCCUUAGCCCUUGCUACUGAAAAUCUCUAAUUCUUCACUGUUCUGCAUGCCAUUUUCCACUUGUCAUGUCUUUUGUUGUCAGCAAAUAAAUGUGUUUUUUUCUUAA
Anolis carolinensis (green anole) is the source of this 6014-nucleotide messenger RNA. It is a transcript of the gene aanat, whose product is annotated as aralkylamine N-acetyltransferase. Gene Ontology annotation, biological process: circadian rhythm; melatonin biosynthetic process; response to light stimulus. NCBI's taxonomy places the organism in Eukaryota, Metazoa, Chordata, Lepidosauria, Squamata, Anolidae. The record is from RefSeq and is a predicted model, not a curated record. Gene Ontology annotation, molecular function: aralkylamine N-acetyltransferase activity. The transcript has 5 exons. The coding region runs from base 3486 to 4103 and encodes 205 amino acids. Gene Ontology annotation, cellular component: cytoplasm.